GCUGACAGUUGUGACCAACCAGCGGGUGUAACAUCUCAACCGAAGAGACCUGAACGGAGCGAGAAGCCUCCCUGUGUCUCCACCAACCGUUACCAGCUGCGGAGAACCGGACAGCCGUUAAGCACCCCCUCCGACACCCGGUCACGUCUUCCCGCCUCCCGCAGGAUGAGUGUCGGCGCUCCGAGAGGCCUGGCCAGCUCGGGGCAGAAGCCCAUCGCGGAGAUCCUCCACCCGCUGUCCGCCGCCGAGGAGCCGCACUCCGUCACCGUCAACAUCGGAGGGGACAAGGAAGCGGGGCUGACCAACGGCACGCCGGUCGAGACGUCGAGUCCCGCCUCCACGUCCUCGCUCUUCAACAGGCUGCAGCUGGACGACGACCUGGAAGCAGAUGUGCGGGACCCCUAUGCGGACGCCGCAGAGACCCGUGACCUUUUUGUCACGGUCGACGACCCAAAGAAGCACGUCUCCACCAUGGAGACCUACAUCACCUACAGAGUCUCCACAAAGACAACACGGGUAGAGUUUGACCUACCAGAGUACUGUGUGCGGCGGCGGUACCAGGACUUUGACUGGCUGAGGAUCAAGUUGGAGGACAGCCAGCCAACCCACCUCAUCCCUCCGUUGCCAGAGAAGUUCGUGAUGAAGGGCGUGGUCGAUCGUUUUUCGGAAGAGUUCGUGGAGACGCGGAUGAAGGCUCUGGACAAGUUCCUGAAGCGAGUCGCCGACCACCCCGUCCUCUCCUUCAACCCACAUCUAAACGCUUUCCUAACUGCCAAGGACCUGAACAAGCGUCAGGGUCUGGCCCUGCUGACCAAAGUAGGUGAGUCAGUGAAGCACGUGGCCGGAGGCUACAAGCUGCGGGCGCGGCCGCCGGAGUUCUGCGCCAUGGGAGAAUACCUGGACACCUUCAGCCAGAAACUGGGAACCAUCGACCGCAUCGCUCAGAGGAUCCUCAAGGAGCAGUCAGAGUACCUGACAGAGCUGCGUGAGUACGGCACAGUGUACUCCAGCUGGGUGGGGUCGGAGGAUGAGCUGCGGCGCCCCCUGGAGGGCGUGGCUGGCUGUGUGACGACGUGCUGCUCAGCGCUGGAUGACCUGAGUGAGAACAUGACCCAGGACUUCCUGCCCGUACUCAGAGAGUAUGUCCUCUACAUAGAGUCCAUGAAGAAUGUUUUGAGGAAGCGAGACCAGAGCCAGGCGGAGUACGAGAGCCGACUAGAAGCAGCCAUAUUGCGCAAACAGGAGGACAGCAGGACGCCAAUGCCGGCAGAGGUGGAGAAAUGCCAGGACAAAGUGGAGUGUUUCAAUGCCGACCUGAAGGCAGACUGGGAGCGCUGGCAGAGCAACAAGAGACAAGACUUCAAACAGCUUCUCACCGGCAUGGCCGACAAAAACAUCAACCACUAUGAAAAGUGCCAGGCGGCGUGGGAGUCACUCAUAACUCUUCUCCAGGACAAACAGACUGAGGACAAAACGAGUGAGACGAACUGAAACACCUCCUCAUGUCUCUGCCCCGUAUCUCUCUCCCUCUCAGUGUAACACACUCUCUCAUGCCAAGGAAAAGGACCAACCGGGCGGCAGAUGUGAACUGCUGGACUUUGCCCCCCCGUUCUCCUGUGAGAUGGUUGUACGGAGAGGAGUCGUCUCUCUCGGAGAUUUGACCUGUGAAGGAGGUAACAAAUGGUACAUUCAAGGACAGCUGGGAAAGAGGAGAGACCUACUAUGUACAGACAUUUUCCUUUUGUUUUGUUUUUUUUGUUCUUUGUUUGUCGUUGUUCCUAUUGACUUUUUCUAAUCAUAUUUCAAAUUAACAGUUGGUUGCCAAUGCUGCUUGUGUUUAUUUAACCGCGGUCUCCGAGAGGCGUGUUUUCUGUCCAUCCUCUCCGUGUUCGCAUUGAGCCAGACGUGAAGGAUACCUCCUCAGCAUUGCAGGAAAGGGAUACGAUCAAUAUAAUUUGCGUGAAGUAUUCAGAGCAUCCCCGACAUAUUUUUAUUUUCUGUCAGGUUGCAAAAGCCUCUGAAAAUGUAACACUGAAACAAGACUCGUAAAUUGGAAUCCAACGUCUUAAAAUUAAUUUAAAGGACCACACCUGUUAUUUUUGCAUGUUUAUGCUCAUAAUCUUGCCAUUACUGCUAACCAUUUUCCAGAAGUUCAUACACUUUAUAGCGUUCCUAUUUUCCCUUCAGCCAUUAUUAUCAAUAAUAUAUUAAAAUCAGCUUGAAAAAAGCCGUGGCAUCAGAGCUUGGCAUCAGCACAGCCUUGCAUUCAACCAGAAGUUACUCACAGGCAGAGAAAACGCAGGAGGUGUAGCAACAGAUGUCAAAACGAGAUGUUAUUAAAAGCCACCAAUUGUUCAUCAAAGGGAAACUUUAGGAUGUUUUUAUGAUCCACGUCCUUACAGCUCAAUAGACAGCUCAAUAGACAUGUUGAGUAAUGUUGAGCUUCAUCAGGGAAGUGAUUUUGUUGGAGGUCAUUUUGUUUUUUAAGCAGAGAUACACAGAAGAGUUGGUCAUACGGUUGUGUUUCCAGUGCAGUGUAGCAGCACCACCUGGUGGCUUCAACGUGUGCUACUUCUGCUGGUUCCUCUUGCUAUCAAGUUGUUUAAGUUUUUUGUACCAUGUCCAUUUAUACCUGCUGAAGGGAUGUCACCUCUAUUCUUCAAGCAAAAGCUCUAACUCAGUUUGAGGAUGCCAAAUGGUGCAAGAGGCAGAUUUACCCAGUGAAAAGCACACAGAGGGAAUUGAAGGUGUAAUUUAUUAUCUUAAAACGAAUGAAAGCAAUCAGGUGUAGAGUCAAAUGUUAUUUUCUUGUAGUAAUCCGAAAGAAACAAACACUGCAUUGGGAGCAUGUGGCAUUAUUGCACCCUGUUAACAAAAUCUGUGUUGCUUUUUAAGAACAGUGGCGCUCACAGGCUAGAUAUGAUCCAAAAUAUUUCGAAAGGAGUUGAGUUAGGAGCUGUCAGGUACGCAUCUGUUCAAGUUGGAGUUCGUGAAGCUCUUACACAUAUCAGUGCUACGGGCCUACAGAGGAAAACAGAGCACUGAGGCUUCUGGGAAAUCUCGGCUGUGUCAUGUAAUCAUCUGAGGAAUUGGUUAAACCAGCGCUCAAAGGAGUAUUGUGUAGGUCAGAGCUAGAAAUUGCAAAAACUCCAUUCCGAGUGAGACACCGUGUCUCACUCGGAAUGGAGUUUUUGCAAUUAAAAACUAUAGCUUUUAAAUUAAAGCAUGUACUGUACAUGCUUUAAUUUAAAAGCUAUGGUUUGUUUUAAUGACCCAGUAAUGUGGAAAUCAUUUGCCGUUUACUUCUCUUAACCCCUCUGACUGAUCAGUGUGACAAUGUGACCUCCUCUGCUCAGCUGUGACUCAUGGGAAACAUUUGUUCCCCUAUUUCAGAUGCAGUAGCGCAGCAGCACAUACGACCAACAGCAGUUUUGCGUCACACUUGUUUUGGCCUCAACAUGUUGCUGAUGUGGCGUUGCCUGAAAGGAAGAAUCCAGCCUGAGAGAUUCUGUUAGACGUCAAUGCGUAACCUUAUGUUGAACCAGCUUUAUUGAGCUAUUUCUGACUUUUUGACCACAGAGCAGAGAUGCAGCCUGCUGAGUUUGUAACGCUGUGCCGGCUCAUUUGAAUAUCCUUAUUUUUAUCCAACCUCAGCCGCACUGCUAGCUCAUUACACUCAGCAUAAAGUAGCAAAAAAACCUACCAGUGAUGACUUGGGUCAGUGAUAUCAUCCCAAAAUGUUUUUUACAAAGACACUGAUUUUAUCUCUUGUUCAUUCGUGGCGCAGAUCCCGCUGUGUUGUAGCCUCGUAAACAGGCCAUAACUUUAUUUCUUCAACAAAUGUAAUCAUUAUUUUUGUUUGAUAAAGAGUUUGUUUUGCGUAAUUUUAUUUAUUUCAGAAAGCUGAAAUAAUUACGUUUCAUUUCUACGUUCUGAGAGGCUCUGUGUUUUUAUUUCUUUUAAAUGCCCUGUAGUCAGAUUGUCUUUGAAUGGUCUUUGUCCUGUUUUAUAGGCUGAUGUCACAUUACUGAGCCUGCUAUCAGUGUAGCCAAAUGCGAGUGCGAUAAGAGAGCGACGAGAUGAAGUAGCUGUGGCUGCUUGCAAACUGGUUUAAGUACUCUUGUCAGUUCUCUUUUUUCCGUCCGUCAUAUUUCCCCUUUGAGUUUUUAAAGCACGAAGCAGCUACUGUUCUAACGACCAGAAGUCAGCGAGGUGACAUGACAGUUUUUAUUUGGGCAUGUUGAAUGCAGCUAGUAAGAUGGAGAGAAGCUUUCUGCGUCACUGUGGUCAGUCAGUGUCGAGGCAGCCACAUGGGACAGAACUACAGAUGCACUGAUGCUAAAUUAUCUGGAUCUUAGGGGCUGUGCACUAUGAUAAUAUGAUACUGUAGGGUUGACUACUGGUGCUUUCACAAAAUAUCGAUACAAGAGAUUUUGAUUAAUAAUCAACAGUCUGGUAAGUUCAGAAAAUGACAUUACUGUAAUGCAGCCUUUAAAACUAGGAAAAGACAAACCUUAUGAUUUUAUGAUAUCCAGAAUCUAAGAUGAUAUCUAUCCAUAGAUUAUGAAUAUAUCGUCCAGCCAUAUUGUAUCUAUUUCGAAAUAUUAGAAUUCACUAUGAAGAACCAGGGGUGUUUAGAAAUUAAAACAAAGCUCCUGUAUCAUCUGUUGCUCACACACAACCUGUAAAGGACCUCCAUUUUUAUCCCCAAAUACUGCUUUAAAUUAGCAGUUCCACUGUAAUUUUAAGUUUUUUCUUAUUUUCUGAGUUCUAUCAUUUUUAUGUUAAUUGCCAUAACCUACAUGAACAUGCAGCAACAUUAAAGAAAUUUUAGAAAUGGUUUAUCUGGACCUCACAGAUUGAGUCAAUGUUGUUCAUUUAGCAACAGCAGGAAUUCAGGAAAGGUAAUGCACUUUCUGUUUUUUGCAAGUACAUUCCUUAAUUUUUUUUUUGUGGGGUUAAAAAAAAAAUACGCCUGUAGAGUCUUUGACCAGUAGCUGCACUAUGGAGCAGUGUUUUUGUGUUGUGCUGAAACACACUAGGCUUGAGAGGUAUAAUGGUACUACGGUAUAUCAUUUAGAAAUCCUGGCGGUAUGAUUUUCAAUACGGUUCAAAAUACAGACACUCUUUGUACUCGUACGAAAAUGCUUUUUUGAGGAUUGAUUGUAUGUAGUGCACAUAAUGCGCCACCAGAGAUCAGUCUCUGCUCGUGGAACAGGCCGCCGAGCUAACAGACAUAACGACUAGGGAUAAUGUUACAGGAGUGUGAAUGGUUGGCUAGCAGCAACAGAGAGAGGAUGCAAAAAAGCUUGCAUAUUUUUUACAUUUAGCCUGAUAAAUUCAGGGACUAUUUCCAAAUUUACCGAGCCGAUUCUGAAUUUACCGAUCCAAACUUAUCAAUCCGAGUUUACCAUCCUCAAAAAAUGCUUUUUUUUUUUUUUUUUUUUUUUU
Molecule: messenger RNA, 5451 nt
Organism: Epinephelus fuscoguttatus (brown-marbled grouper)
Lineage: Eukaryota; Metazoa; Chordata; Actinopteri; Perciformes; Serranidae
Gene: snx30
Product: sorting nexin family member 30
Exons: 9
Coding region: 166-1491 (441 amino acids)
Molecular function (GO): phosphatidylinositol binding
Source: RefSeq, a predicted model, not a curated record